This is a messenger RNA of Achroia grisella, 3420 nucleotides long. Its product is annotated as membrane alanyl aminopeptidase-like. The record is from RefSeq and is a predicted model, not a curated record. The transcript has 14 exons. Gene Ontology annotation, cellular component: cytoplasm. Lineage: Eukaryota; Metazoa; Arthropoda; Insecta; Lepidoptera; Pyralidae. Gene Ontology annotation, biological process: peptide catabolic process; proteolysis. Gene Ontology annotation, molecular function: peptide binding; zinc ion binding; metalloaminopeptidase activity.
AUGAAUAACGCCAAAACUGUAAUACAAAAAGAAAUUAAGUGGAAAUCUUAUAUAUUUAUUAUUCUCACAUUGUUAAGUGGUAUCACUAAAUGUUUUACAUUAAAUAAUAUACAAACGGUAGACGAUAUUAAAGAUGACGUGAAAGUAACAGAUCAUGAAGAGGUAAUUAAUACACGAAAUGUAUUUAAACAGCUAGCACCGGGUCAAACUGUUCGAAGGUAUUCCAUUGAAAUAAGCAUUGACGGUGAAAGAUUUGAAGGUCGUGCUGUACUUAAUCUAGCAUUUACUGGUACAGCAGUGGACAAUCCAAUAAUUCUUUAUGCAGAAGAUUUAAAUAUACGCUCAGUGGAUACAGGAUUCGAAGAAUCAAACUUACGGCCAGGCGACUUCAAUGUUUAUGAUGGACUAUUGGAAAUUAUACCAGUAAUAUAUUUUAUGAACAUGGUAAUCAUCAUUGAAUAUCGUGGAACAUUGUCGACUUAUGGACAAGGAGGACUUUAUCGAGGCCAUUAUGAUGACAGAUCAUACUUAGCAAUGAAUUUACAUCCAACAAAUGCGAGGCGAGUUUUUCCUUGUAUGGACGAACUGACUGCGUCAUCAGAUAUAACAUUUAGCAUCAAAAAUAGUGACUACACGUCUAUUGUAUCUAAUUCUCCAUUACAAAAUAAUGACACAUUCCAGUCGUUGCGAAUGCCCCCUCACCUCUUGGGUAUGGUAGCACAUAAUUACACGGAAUACGUUAUACCGACACCAAAUGUUCAGUUAAUAAAUUACCAAGAUUCAGGAAAACAAUAUGAAGAAGCCGCAAAUAUUAUUGAAUAUUAUUUUAACGCUUUCAAUAUAUGGACGAAUUUGAACUAUUUUGAUAUACAGCAAAACCAAGCGGAUAAACUUACUAUAAUUGCAUUACCUGAUGUCUCCAAACAAUGGUAUUCGCUUUCUAUAAUUGGAAUAUGGGAGCCCUACAUUCUUAUAGAACCUGAACAUUCAGUACAACAGAGAAGUAUUGGUAUUCUGAAAACAUCAGAGGCUCUAGCGAGACAUUGGAUUGGAUAUGCCAUCUACCCAAUGGACUGGAAACAUGAAUGGAUCAUAUCAGGUCUUGCAGCAUAUGUAGGUUGGAAUGUCUUUACAGAGCAUCAAAACGAUCUUGCAGAAUCUUACCUAGAUGUCAACGCAUUGUUCGUCACGGAAAUUAUCCAAGAAAGUUUACUCAGAGAUGCAUAUAUAAUUUCUAAACCUUUAGAACCCGAGUAUAACUUAUUUGAUGAACAUAUAAUAAGAAAUCAUAUCAAUGGACUAAUAAAGUAUAAGGCUUCAGCUAUAAUGAGAGUAUUCAGACUCGCGUUUGGUAAUGAAGAACAAGACAUUAUACAAGCAGCAACCCGAAGCUUACUAAGCAACAGGUAGGUAAUUUACCGCCGUGAAGUAAGCACCAUGAAUUUCAUUGAAGCCGUUUCUAUUGCUCUAUUCAUUUCCGGCAGUCACUUAACUAACGCCCAAUUAAGGGAAAUAGUGAAUACGUGGACACAAAAUACUGGAUAUCCGGUACUGCAAAUAGACUUGAGACUUCAGGGAAUAAUAGUCACUCAGGAGCAUUUUUCUUUUAAUUACAAAACAAUGGCGCCAUUUCCGGUUCCGUUUACAUACACCACAAGUUUAAAUGUUAACUUCACCACAGAAAAUAUAUACCCCCAAGAAAUCUAUAAUACGGAUGCUCCUUUACUAAUAAAUAUGAAUUUGCAAGAGGAUGGUUGGGUAAUUUUUAACAUUCAAGGUCAAGGGUAUUACCGCACCAACUACGAUGUCACAUUAUGGCAGCGUCUGUUAGCAGUACUACAAGAUCCGGAAAAGAGAGACGUCAUACAUCCUAUAAAUCGAGCUGUUCUACUGGACGACGCCUUGAAUUUAGCAAGAGCAAAUAGACUAGACUACGACAUUGCUUUUAAUUUGGUCCUGACUAUGGAGCAUGAAGUGGAUUAUCCUGCGUGGAGAGCAUACAUUAGGAAUAUGGACUAUAUAAGGAAACGUGUCGAAGGAGCAGCUUUAAGUAAUGAUCACAUGGAUCCCGACGCGUACUUGCGUAUUCUUCGAAAAACAAUUAGAAGAUUCGAAAAGGAAAUUGGAUUUUAUCCGAACAUUUCGAUCGCGGAAUCACCGAUGACUUCACUAACUCGAGGUCUGGUAAUGGACCACGCUUGCAGGGCCAACUACCGUCCGUGUAUUGACGCUGCCAGAAAGUGGUUCUAUAUUAACGACACUGAACUCAAUCCUGAUAUACCACAGGACAUCAGACCAGCUGUUUACUGUGCUAUGGUGAACGAGGAUGGUAACCGAGUCAUACCAUUACUACGCAGUCGUAUCUGGGUAGAGAAGUCGUUGUAUGAACGCGUUGUCAUAUUGGAAUCAUUAGGAUGUUCCCGAAAUGAGUCGAUUAUAAAUACGCUUCUAGUAGACACAAUUCAUGACUCUAUUCCAUACACGGUUGAAGAAAGGUCCAGGAUUUUCAAAGCAAUAGCUGGAAGUCACUAUGAAAACGUCGAUAUAGCUUUUAGUUUUCUUACAUGGAACAUUGAAACUAUAAGAAACAAAUACGGCGGUGCUGAAAAAAUUGAAGAAAUUAUAUACACGCUGGCCGAGAAUUUGGUGGAUACCAUUCAAACUCAGGAAUUCCAGUGGUGGGUACUUUCUAUCAACAAUGGGUUGGCUGAUUCCAUCACAGCUGGAAUGGAAGCAAAGGAUCUAGCCUUUGAAAAUCUCAAUUGGGUCACUAACAAUAUUGAUUCGAUUUAUGAAUGGUUUAUGAAAAUCGUAGACGAAACUCGCCCUGACUGUGAGGACAGUGGUGACUGUGUCAGUAGUGGUAGUGGUGACAAUAGCACUGACUGUGAGGACAACGAUGACUGUGACAGUAGUGGUAGUGGUGACAAUAGCACUGACUGUGAGGACAACGAUGACUGUGACAGUAAUGGUAGUGGUGACAAUAGCACUGACUGUGAGGACAACGAUGACUGUGACAGUAGUGGUAGUGGUGACAAUAGCACUGACUGUGAGGACAACGAUGACUGUGACAGUAGUGGUAGUGGUGAUAAUAGCACUGACUGUGAGAACAACGAUGACUGUGACAGUAGUGGUAGUGGUGACAAUAGCACUGACUGUGAGGACAACGAUGACUGUGACAGUAGUGGUAGUGGUGACAAUAGCACUGACUGUGAGGACAACGGCGACUGUGUCAGUAGUGGUAGUGGUGACAAUAGCACUGACUGUGAGGACAACGGCGACUGUGACAGUGGUGGUAGUGGAAAUGAGGAGCCUUUGUGUGUUGAUGAAGAUAGUGAUGAAUGUGGGGAUGAUGCUCCAAAAUUUGUAGUCUCUUGCCUCUUAAUAGCCUUAUGUGUAUCAAUUACAUUUUUUGUAUAA